This is a messenger RNA of Paramecium sonneborni, 491 nucleotides long. The record is from the annotation of a GenBank genome assembly. NCBI's taxonomy places the organism in Eukaryota, Ciliophora, Oligohymenophorea, Peniculida, Parameciidae.
AUGAUUGUGUUUGAAGAAUAAGAACUACCGGAGCCUAUUGUUAAAUUUAAAUUUGUUACAUGUAGAACUUUGAUAAGAAACCGUAGGUAAAAUUUGAGUUUUAUCUAAUUAGAACCUAAAUGAAUUUCCAUUACUAGUUUGAAUUCUCUUAUAAGUUGUCAUAAAUUAAUUAUUAGGAUCAAGAGUAAAAAGCUCACUUGUAUAACCACUUGUGGCUACCCUUUAAUUUAUUUAAGGAAAAGCUUCUUCACUAGCCAAUAUUAUUUAAUAAUCCAGAUGAAUUAAAUUUGAAAUAUCACUAUUAAUACCCAAAGUUACUUAAGUUGAAGUUAAUGCAAUAAUCUAUUUAAAAUAUAUAAUUUACAGAUAGAUCAAUUUUAAAUGAUCCGUUAUAACCAAUAAUCAUUAUAGAAGCAAUUGCUUUUUUUGUGUUUGGAUUUUAAAUUGGAUAUUAUUUAGAAGCAAUUAAUUUUUUGCAUUUGUCUCAAUGA